Messenger RNA from Carassius carassius (crucian carp), 2824 nucleotides. RefSeq names its product synaptoporin a (gene synpra). The coding region runs from base 111 to 968 and encodes 285 amino acids. The transcript has 6 exons. Lineage: Eukaryota; Metazoa; Chordata; Actinopteri; Cypriniformes; Cyprinidae. The record is from RefSeq and is a predicted model, not a curated record. Gene Ontology annotation, cellular component: synaptic vesicle membrane; synaptic vesicle.
AUAACAGCCGAUUCCUCUCUCUGCGCUCGCGACUCUGACACAUCACUCAUUUAGCGUUGUUUUGGUUUUGACCUAUCCUACUUACAGGCGCAUUUCUCUCAAACAAGAACAUGGAAACCGCUAAUCAGAUCAUGUCACUUGGGACAUUCCAAGUGCUUAAAUUACCUUUGGGAUUUAUCCGCGUUCUGGAAUGGCUUUUUGCCAUUUUUGCAUUUGCAACAUGUGGAGGCUACUCUGGGCAACUGCGGGUUAGUGUGGACUGCAUCAACAAGUCAGACAGCAACCUCAGUAUUGGCAUCAACUUUGCUUACCCAUUCAGGUUGAACCGGGUGGAAUUUGAUGUACCAAAGUGUGAGGGAAGGAGACAAGAGCGACUUUACCUGAUUGGAGACUUUUCCUCCUCUGCCGAGUUCUUUGUCACCAUUGCUGUCUUUUCCUUCCUGUACUCCCUGCUGGCUACUGUGGUCUACAUCUUUUUCCAGAACAAAUACCGUGAAAACAACCGUGGCCCUCUCAUUGACUUCAUAGUGACGGUGGUGUUCUCAUUUAUGUGGCUAGUAAGUUCAUCUGCCUGGGCAAAAGGUCUUUCAGAUGUAAAGGCGUCGACUGAUCCAGAUGAGGUGGUUCUGCUCAUGUCUGCAUGUAAGGUGCAGACCAACAAAUGCAGCUCAGUGUACGGACCCAGAUGGUCUGGCCUGAACACAUCUGUGGUAUUUGGUUAUUUGAACUUCGUGCUGUGGGCUGGAAACAUCUGGUUUGUGUUUAAAGAGACAGGAUGGCACAAGGGAGGUGCAGCAAGGUACCCUGCCUCAUCCUCAGAAAAACAAACCACAGCCUUCAACCAGCAGGUCUACAACCAGGGAAGCUUUGAUCAGUCAGGAGGUGCUUUUACUGGAACGGGGGACUUUGCCCAAUCAGAGUACAGCCAGGUGGGGAAUUAUGGUGGGCCAAUCUCCUACACCAAUUAGUAAUGCCCUCUGCCUCUCUGUAAUCCCCUAACACAGGGGACCUAUUUCUAAGGGCAAAGUUCAACACUGAGCACAAGAGAAAAGGAAAAGAUUAGUUUAACAGAUAAAUUAAAAUGCAUCCUUUAUUUCUGAUUAUAUAAAUAAAUAAAUAAAGGCUUGAUUGUUGAGAAUACUAAUGCAAAUAAAAUAAAAUUAAUCAAAUAAAUUAUAAAAUAAAUGACAGGGAUCUUCAGAUGUAUUGUAUGGUUUUUGAUUUUACCCGUCCAUAAAUUUUACUGAAAUAUCACUGUUUACUGAACAAAGGUUAUUGCAUCCAAUUGUGAAACUCAGUGCAAUAGUUCUUGCAGGGAACUCUGCAAAUCCAUGGUUUCCAUUGAGAUGAUGCAUCUCAAAGACGAGGAAAAAUGAAGAGUUUACAAAAGUGAUAUUAUGUCACUACGACCAAACGUUUUUAGAGACGGUCCAUUUGUUAUCUAAAUAGUAUUUCUGCUCCAUUGGAAACUGAACCGAUUUUUAAAAAGAUUCCUAUUUGUCAAAUUCUCCAUUAGAGGUUUUUUUUAAGUGUGUAGGCGGCCAUAAAGUCAACAUGAAUUGAUGUUUGCAACUUCCAUAUUGUGACAUAUUUGGAGCCAUGACACAUAUGAAAUUGCUAAAACAAUAGCUAUUCAGUCACUGGUUAACACCAUCCACUAUCCAUCGCUACAGGAAAGUUAUUUCAGAGGCAUAACAAAUUAACAUUUUCAUUAAAGUUUACAAAGAUAAACUUUUUUCAAGCUAUUUAAAUUUAUUUUAAAUAACAUUCAAUGUAAGAGCAUGAAUAUACAUUAAGAAAGAUUUCAUGUUGAUUUUUAAAGAAACAGUUUACCCAAAAAUUUUACCCAAAAAUGUACUCAUCUUCAGGUCAUCCAAGAUGUAGAUUAGUUUGUUUUGUUACACCCCCUCCAGGGGGCAAUUACAAGUUUGUUUCUUACAAACACUCCGCUUUUCACUUUCAAAGAUGUUCAUUAAUGGACUAGAGUUAUGUGAAUAACUGGUCAAUUAUCGUGAUGUUUUUAUGAGCUGUUUGGACUCUCAUUCUGAUGGCACCCAUUCACUGCAGGAGAUACAUUGGUGAGCAAGUGAUGGAAUGCUAAAUAUAUCUUUACAUCUUUUCCAAUCAAGGAACAAUCUCAUCUACAUCUUUGAUUCCCUGAGGGUGAGUAAAUUUUCUGAGAUUUUUCAAUUUUGGGUGAACUGUUCCUUUAAGACAUCAUCUAGAGUAGGUGAUGCAGGUUUUUGUAAUUUACAGUAUAUAACAGAGAUUCAUUUGUCAGUAUAAAUGUUAGAUUACUGUUUGUUGGGAUUCUGGAUUUCUCAUCUCCAGAAUAAUGUCAUGCCAGUGCUUGUUGGUUUGGUGUUUGCACUAUUGUGUUUCCAUAUUUACAGUAUAUGACUCUUUAAUGUUUGCGCUGUAUUGAUGAACUGCAUGAAGUUGUGCCAUAUUAACCUUUUUCAAUUUCAGUUUCAGUUUGUAUAUCAUUUCUCUCCCCACUAACAGGGCCAUAUUGUCUGUUCUGUGGCCUUUAUUAUGAUCACAAGGUGAUUGACAUACAAUCAAUACUUAAUUUUCUUACUGUCUUGUGUAUUUUCCUAUUCUUUAUCUGUUCAUUUUAAUACAUGAGGCUUUAUUAACCACAAAGACUAUAAAGCAAGACCAUAAAAAAACAUUCCAAUACAUGUUAAAGUUAUUGUUCUGGUUCCUGUUGCAUUUCAAUGUGAAUUAGUUUCUGUCUUGAUAUUUGCAUUUUUAAUCAGUGGAUGUGAAUGCUUUAAUGUAUUUUGUGCAAAGCCAAUAAAGAUAUUGUCCAUUCCUCUAA